AUCCCCAAUCCAUUGAAGCAAGCAAUGCCCCCCAUCAAGUUCUUCCAAAAAAAAGUUUUUUUUUCUGGGAUUUCUUCAGAAAGUUGAAGACUUUUGAGCUUUUUGGUUAUUGGGUAUCCAUCAAUCAUCUAAAAUAUUUUCACAAACGAAUGAUUCAACAGGAGAUUUUUCUUCUUUUUCAAUUUUGGGUUAUGCCUUCGUUGUUUUAGUAAUAAUAUCCUCGUAGCAAGGUUUUUCUCUCCCUCUCUUUUCCUUUAUUUUUUCCUCCACCACUGCCCACAAGGCAUUGAUUCCCUCUCUCUCUCCCGCUCCCUCCCUCUUUCUCUCUUGUUGCCGCUCUGCUCUGGUGUUUUCAGAUUCCUUGUGUUCCCAAAACGAUUUCUUUCUUCUUCUUUUUUCUAAAGAAAAAAUUGGUUUCCUUUUCUUAAUUUGGUUGCCUUUAUACCCUCCUUUCCAUGGAUGCCUCCUCCCUCCGUCCCCUGCCUUCCCUUUCUAGUAGCUCUGUUUAGCUGGUGCACACAUUGAACAUACCAUAGUGAAUGAUUCAGAUUCACCUCCUUUUAUUCCCCUUUCACAUCACCCCUUUGGUGUAUAAAUACACAUUGCCCCUCCCUCCCUUCCCUUAUAUUUCCAUCAAGUGGGUAUCAGUAUUUCCAAAGCCUGCAAAACUUUCAGCUUGUAAUCGAGUUUCAUUGGACAAGAAAAUGAGCUACUCUCAUCAAAGCAUGGGUUCUGGUAGUAGAAGUGUUAGGAGCCAUGAAUUUGGAAGGACUUAUGUUGUGAGGCCUAAAGGAAAGCACCAGGCCACUAUGGUUUGGCUCCACGGUCUCGGUGACAAUGGCUCGAGCUCGUCUCAGCUCCUGGAAAGCCUGCCUCUUCCUAACAUUAAAUGGAUUUGCCCGACUGCUCCUUCACGCCCUGUUUCGAUUCUUGGUGGAUUUCCCUGCACUGCCUGGUGUGAUGUUGGAGAAAUUUCUGAAGAUGGUCAUGAUGAUUUCGAGGGCUUAGAUGCCUCAGCUGCGCAUAUCGCGAACCUCUUGUCAACCGAACCAGCUGAUGUCAAAGUGGGGAUAGGAGGUUUCAGUAUGGGUGGAGCAAUAGCUCUGUACUCUGCAACUUGUUGUGCCCUUGGUCGUUAUGGAAGUGGCCACCCUUAUCCCAUAAACCUACGAGCUGUUGUAGGGCUCAGCAGUUGGCUUCCUGGUUGGAGGAGCCUAAAGAGCAAAAUAGAAUGUUCAUAUGAGGCUGCAAGGCGUGCUGCGUCAUUGCCAAUCAUUCUUACACAUGGAACUAGUGAUGAUGUGGUUCCUUACAGAUUUGGAGAAAAAUCCGCCCAUGCCCUUAGUAUGGCUGGAUUCCGACAAGCUCUGUUUAAACCAUAUGAAGGGCUCGGUCACUAUACUGUUCCCAAGGAAAUGGAUGAGGUAGUUCACUGGCUCACCACGAGGCUCGGGCUCGAUGGCUCACGUUAAGCUAUGCAUCUAGCUCUAGGUGGUAUGGUCAGACCGAGAAGAAUGAAGAACAGAAACUGAAUAAUGGGGGAAGGAGAGGAGGGGAAACUAAAAUAGUGUACACUGAGAUAUAGUAGAAGACUGUAUAAUGAUGGGCUGGGUUUCUUUGGGUAUACGGACGGUAUUUCAUGGUUCACUGUUUGUGAUUUUUUUUUUUUUUUUUACCUUUUUGUUCUUUUGUUCUACCUCUUGUAUUCUUGCUCAUGAAUAAAGGGUACCUAUGCUAUUUCUAUUUUA
Tarenaya hassleriana is the source of this 1748-nucleotide messenger RNA. RefSeq names its product acyl-protein thioesterase 2-like. The transcript has 9 exons. The coding region runs from base 540 to 1472 and encodes 310 amino acids. Lineage: Eukaryota; Viridiplantae; Streptophyta; Magnoliopsida; Brassicales; Cleomaceae. The record is from RefSeq and is a predicted model, not a curated record. Gene Ontology annotation, molecular function: hydrolase activity.